AAAUCGGAAAAUUCACCGUUGAAUGCUUGCUUCUCUCCGUCUCUCUCAUCGCCGUUCGGUCUGUUCUCCGGAAAAGAAACUGUAAUUGAAGAAGCUCAAGAUCUCUUGUGAAAAUGCCGUCUCUGCAAACGUCUCUGCCUCCUGAACUCGCUAACAAUGUGGUUAGGUUGUACCGAGAAUGUCUUCGUAGAGCUAAAUUUAUUGGUAAGCAGCAACACAACACUGAGCUAGUGGUUGGUAUGGUGAGGCAACAAUUUAAGAAACACAUGAAUGAGACAGACCCUGAGAAGAUUCAGAAGCUUAAAGAUGAUGCUGCUCGGGGACUCAUCAAUCACAUGUUGUUUGAGUCAGCAAAGCUGACAGGAGGCAAGGUUAGCCAGAGAUCCUGAUGCAGUCUGGUUGCAGACUCUCCCAUUGUUAUUCUCUCUCUAUCUCUCUAGUUCAAUGCUUGUAGGCUAAUAAUGCAACUAAGUUGGCUUUAAUAAAAGACUUGAUCGAGU
Arabidopsis arenosa is the source of this 500-nucleotide messenger RNA. NCBI's taxonomy places the organism in Eukaryota, Viridiplantae, Streptophyta, Magnoliopsida, Brassicales, Brassicaceae. The record is from the annotation of a GenBank genome assembly.